GGAACUGUGCACUUAGUGGGUGUCAGAAGAGGGACUGGGUUUUGGCUGGCCAAGUGUGCGGAACGCAAUGGACGGUACGAACCCUUUUCAAGGAGUUGAUGUUCAAAACUCCAGCAUGCGGGUCCAAGUCUCCUUAAUGAGGCCCCUUCGCACCUCACUCCGACCAGCAAGAGUUGUCUUUCCCUUGGCCACUCUUGGUGGACUUUCAUAUGCAGCCCGGUCCUUCGCGGAAUCGAUAUUGCCUUUCCAGAGGAGCGGUUGUGUCGGUGAAUAUCCGCUUUCCUUUGUUCUGAGUCCUUCGAUGACAGGGUACCGGACGCUAGAGUGGCAUCCGGUGGAUGGUCUCUGCUCUAUACCACCUCAAUGAACGUGGCAGGUGGGCUUUGUCUCGGGCAAAAUGCACGAAGCAUCUGGGGAAAGGGGAAGGGAGCCGGUGCCUUGUUUUUGUAUCCUCUUUAUUACACGCCUGCUGGUGGGAGAUGCCGUUGCCAUCUGGUGUGCAAGCCGAGUGGUUUGACGCAUUCGGAAGCGGGCCGGGUCAGCAGUGCAAAGAGUCUGGAUCACGGUCCCGGGGAACCCACUUUGCACCGCCUGUUGGCAAUCGAUCCGUGUUCGGAUGGGCUCAAGAGACCUCAAGCUGUUGCGUGGGGCUGCAGGUGCACCUCCCAGAGGCAGCAAGCCGUCGUUCUAGGGAUGAAAGGCAUGCUUAACCCCACGGGCUGCAUAUCUGAGGCCCUUCUGCAGCAAACCCACAGCACGAUACAGCCUUCACAUACCCUGCGCGUCAACAUGUUUGGGUUACUGCUCCACAUGUUCACGCAUGGAACCGAGCUGCUGGCCCUUCUCGAAGAGGCACCAGGACUCGUCGAUUUCCUUGGGUUACACACGGCCUUGGGAGCAAUGUAAGGCUGAUGAUGAUUGUGCGAGGUACCCAAACCUCACUGGAAUGAGGCAACGCCCACGUGCGGGUGACAUGGUCAGAGCCCC
Messenger RNA from Parathielavia appendiculata, 987 nucleotides. RefSeq lists its product as uncharacterized. The transcript has 2 exons. The record is from RefSeq and is a predicted model, not a curated record. The coding region runs from base 364 to 906 and encodes 180 amino acids. NCBI's taxonomy places the organism in Eukaryota, Fungi, Ascomycota, Sordariomycetes, Sordariales, Chaetomiaceae.